AAGCUUCCCCUCCUGCGCCGAUAGAUCUGCAGACAUGGUUGUCCGCCCCCCGCUGGGAGAUGUGAGUGGGAUGCCCAUUGUCGGACCCUUUGCAGAAAACUGGGCGAACGUUCAGAAGUUCCAGGCUGGAGAAGGAGACGUGCUGAUAGACACCUACCCCAAAUCUGGUACCACCUGGAUCAGUGAGAUUGUAGACUUAAUUCUACAGAAUGGAGACAAAAAGAAAGCCCAGCGCGGAGCCAUUUUCGAGCGGGUGCCCUUUCUGGAGUUUGCAGUGCCUGAAAUACCAACAGGCACUGAAUUGCUUAAUGCAAUAAAGCCUCCACGAGUGAUCAAAUCUCAUUUAUCCGUGCAAACCCUGCCGAACAGCUUCUGGGAAAAGAACUGCAAGAUCAUCUACAUGGCCCGAAAUCCUAAGGAUGUGUUAGUGUCGUAUUAUUACUUCUACCACAUGGCCGUUGUGCACCCAGAUCCGGGCACAUUUGAUGAGUUUCUACAAAGCUUCAUAAAGGGAAAAAUUUCUUAUGGAUCAUGGAGCGAUCACGUCAAGGACUGGUGGAAGAUAAGGCAGGAGAGAGACAUCCUCUACCUCUUCUAUGAGGACAUGUUAGCGGAACCAAAACGUGAGAUCAGAAAAGUGAUGAAGUUCUUGGGGAAGGAUUUACCUGAAGAUGUUCUGGAGACGAUCCACCAGUCCACUACCUUUAAGGCCAUGAAAGAGAACAACAUGGCCAACUACAGCACCAUGCCUUCCCACGUCAUGGACUUUACCAUCUCACCCUUCAUGAGGAAAGGGAUCAGCGGAGACUGGAAGAGCCAUCUCACUGUGGCUCAAAAUGAACUACUUGAUGAAUACUACAAGAAGGAGAUGUCUGACACCGAUCUGACCUUCCGCUUCUAAGACCUUGAAAUAACCCACAUAACUCAUGUAUACGCCAUUUUAUAGCUUAAACACUCAUUUUCCUGAUUUCUGUUAUUCUUGUAGGUCGCAAGUCUGUGGUAUUAGUUGUUAUUUACCGUAUGGAAUAAAGUGUAAAAGUUUAUACACCCCUAA
Bufo bufo (common toad) is the source of this 1054-nucleotide messenger RNA. Its product is annotated as sulfotransferase 1 family member D1-like. The coding region runs from base 35 to 901 and encodes 288 amino acids. Gene Ontology annotation, biological process: sulfation. The transcript is spliced from 7 exons. The record is from RefSeq and is a predicted model, not a curated record. Gene Ontology annotation, cellular component: cytoplasm. Lineage: Eukaryota; Metazoa; Chordata; Amphibia; Anura; Bufonidae. Gene Ontology annotation, molecular function: sulfotransferase activity.